Molecule: messenger RNA, 483 nt
Organism: Prunus armeniaca (apricot)
Lineage: Eukaryota; Viridiplantae; Streptophyta; Magnoliopsida; Rosales; Rosaceae
Source: the annotation of a GenBank genome assembly
AUGACUUUCAAAGCUUUCAUUUUGCUGGGCCUUCUUGUGCUUGGCUCUGUUGUUCUCAUCUCUUCCACUGUUGCAGCUGAGACAUCCAAAGAUGAGAAGAAAGUGGAUGAGGCACGGGAAGCGAACCCUGUAGAUGACGCAAAACCAUAUUGCGGGUGUUGCACUCGUUAUGGCUACUAUAGAUGCGGCCCACAAUGUUGUCGGCAACCUGAAGCUGAUGAUCAGCCUCAAGAAGUAGGCGACAGCCUUCAAACGAAGCAGCCUGACGGAUAUGGAUAUGGCGGUGGCGGCUACGGAGGAGGCCGUGGUGGCGGCUAUGGAGGAGCAGGCCAUGGAGGCGGCGGCUAUGGAGGAGGAGGGGGCCAUGGUGGUGGCUAUGGAGGAGGACACCAUGGAGGCGGCGGCUAUGGAGGAGGUGGCCGCGGGAGAGGUGGUGGAGGCGGCGGCUAUGGCCGAGGCGGUGGCGGUGGAGGAGGAAACUGA